Molecule: messenger RNA, 2055 nt
Organism: Symbiodinium necroappetens
Lineage: Eukaryota; Dinophyceae; Suessiales; Symbiodiniaceae
Source: the annotation of a GenBank genome assembly
AUGGUGCAGAUCCGACUGGAGCCAGACGAAUUCAGCAUGAGCCCGUCGAUCGCUGCGCUGGGAGACAGCGAAGGCUGGCCUGUGGCCCUCACACUGUUGGGCGGCAUGACGACGCGUGGCUUUGAGGCCUCGGCCUUUCCACGCAAUGCGGCACUGGCCCGACUGGAGGAUAGCAGUCAGUGGCAGACGGCCACCGCCAUGCUCGAGGCUGGCUGGCGCAGGAGGAGCUCGCCGGAUGUGCUGGCCUGCAAUUCUGCCAUCAGCAGUUGCAGUCGAGCUGGGGAGGCCCAGCAGGCCAGGAGACUUCUGGACAGGAUGCCAGAGAUGCGCCUGGCUCCGGACACCGUCAGCGUCAAUGCUGCGCUGGCGAGUGCAGACUGGUCUGAGGCACUCGAGCUGCUGUCCUUCAUGUCCGACCAUGAUCUCCAAGUGGAUGCCUUUACAAUCAGCACCUCCAUCCGUGCCUCAGCAGGAGAGCGAGGUCGGCAGCUCUUCCGGGAGCUGUCUCAGCGUGGAGUGGAGCUGAACCAGGUUGCAUACAAUGCCGCAAUCGGGGCCUGUGCAUCCGGCGGGCGCUGGCAGGAAGCCGGUUCGCUCCUCCAGGAGAUGGAUGAGGUUGCCGUCGUCCCAGACAUGAUCAGCUUCAACUCUGCUGUGGAUGUCUGCGAAAAGGGUGGGCAGUGGCAGAUGGCUCUGCUCCUCUUGGCGGUUGCUGAGCAGCGCAUGCUGCGCCUGGAUGCCGUGGGUGCCAAUUCAGCGCUGAGCUCUUGCGAGAAGUGUGGGCAGCUCGGCUCCUCACUGCGGCUGCUGGCCAGGAUGGUGCGUCUGCGCUUGAGUAACGAGAUAAGCUACACUUGCGCCAUUGGCUCCUGUGAGAAGUCUGGUGACUGGCAGCUGGCCCUCCAUCUUCUGGAGGGUUUGGGAUGUACAUGGAAGCAGUGUACCUUUACUCUUGCUGCCUUUGCGACAUCAAGUACAGUAGACAAUCUUGUGACUGCUAGGCACAUGUGUCCAAACAAACCCGUAAAACCCGAACAGACGCUCCCCCCGCCUGUGGAGCAGCUGGAUCAUCCCAUGGCCUUGCCUGCCAUCCACCCGGCCGUCUUCCCCGGGCUCUUCAUCAGCGAUGCGGAGGCCGCUGCCCAGUACGCCGAGCUACGCUCGAAAGGCAUCACGCACGUGGCCGUGGUGGCACGAAGCUGCAAGGCCCAUUUCCCUGGAGCCUUCCGAUACCUCACCGUGGAUUUGCUGGAUGAUGGAACAGACAAUCUACUUCCCCACCUGAACCGUUGCUUCGCCUUCCUAGACGAAGCCUUCCAUGCUCAUGGCCGGGUGCUGGUCCACUGCUUGGCCGGUCAAAGCCGCUCUGCUUCCAUCGUCACCGCUUAUUUGAUGCGUACCUGGCACUUGCCUUUCAGCCUGGCGCUGCAGAUCUUCAAGGCAACGUAUCCCAAUGCCUCGCCGGCAGAGAACUUCUGUGAGCAGCUCCAGGUCUUUGAGGCAGCUGGCUUCAGCCUUGAUGAGGAUGGGCAAGUGCCGGAGGCCCAUCAGAAAGUCAGAGCAGCGGUGCCAGAGGAAUUAUGGCGCACUGCUCUGAUAGAUUUGUAUACACGGGACGGGAUGAGCAAUGCCUGCGCGGUGGAGAAUGCCACCGAGUGCCCAUUUACGAAAGCACUUAGCCCGGAGCUCGCCUUGGCUCUGCAUCGGGAGCUUAUCCUCAGCUUGGGUGUCCGACGAAAGGAUGUCGUAAGGCCAUCGUCCGUAUGCUGCUGCAUGAAAUGCCAGAAGCCUUUGUUUUCCAGCGCCCACGUGCUACAUGAGUGUGCCAGCGGACACUUUGUAGAACCGAUGCAGUGGAUGAACACCUCUGCUUCGGAGGGCAAGCUGAGCUGCGACUGCGGUGCCAAGUUGGGGGGCUUCUCGUGGACUGGGCAAUCCUGUGGCUGCGGCGAGUGGAGGGCACCGGUUUUCUGCAUUCAGAAUAAGAAAGUGGAGUGGAGAAAGAUCGGCUCCAGAGAGGUCCCGCAACCUCAAUUCUCGCCUGACGACGAUUAA